Molecule: messenger RNA, 5911 nt
Organism: Xiphias gladius (swordfish)
Lineage: Eukaryota; Metazoa; Chordata; Actinopteri; Istiophoriformes; Xiphiidae
Gene: itga2.2
Product: integrin, alpha 2 (CD49B, alpha 2 subunit of VLA-2 receptor), tandem duplicate 2
Exons: 33
Coding region: 199-4395 (1398 amino acids)
Biological process (GO): integrin-mediated signaling pathway; cell-matrix adhesion; cell adhesion mediated by integrin
Cellular component (GO): external side of plasma membrane; integrin complex
Molecular function (GO): integrin binding; RNA binding
Source: RefSeq, a predicted model, not a curated record
AGGAAGUGGCCAAAAAAAAAAGUUGUGUAUAUACUGUGAUACUAGCCGAUCGAGAAAAAGCCACCAUGAAAGAGAGAUAGGGCGUGUUUUGCAAUUGCCGCUACAAAAAAGACAAAAAAAGCAGUUGGUACGGUGAACAGCAUUUCUUCAUCAUUUUCAAAUGCUGCUUUGAGAGUCGAGGCUGACAAACGAGCAGUCAUGAAUCAGAAUUUCGACCGAGCUCCCGGAGCGGGGAGAACCCGUAAUCUUCCAGCAGAGCCCGGGCUCGUGGCUACCGCCGGGGACGGCGACUCCAAAACCACGCUUUUCAACCAAAGGGAACCGCUGAGACAGCCACGGACAUCCCCGCCGUUUGCCGAGAACAACAUUAGCACGGCCAACGACAUAGUCGGUGGAGAUUGUAAAAGACAAAGCAAACCCCAACAAAGUGCAAAUUCCAACAGUAUGUCUGCCUUCAGAGGGUGUAAUGAUGUGGAUUCCUUGGUCAAGUCAUCAAAGCUUUCAGCCAGUGCUCCAGAGUUUGUCCCCUCUGGAAUGAACCCGUAUGAAGACCCCACUUUUUGUGAUGACAGUGAAAGCUAUUUCAAUGAACCAACCUUGGCUGAUAUGGUCACAGACUUUCUUGCCCACCUGAGCUCCUCACCCGGGUCCUUUGAGUUGGAUGUGGAAUACAUAACCAGUAUACUGAAUUCCUGGGUUACUACUGAAGAGUUGUUGCAGGAGCUGGUGGAACUGAUAUACACACAGUCCACUGCCAUUCCAAACUUUUCUUACACUGGUGCCAGACUCUGUAACUACCUGUCCCAGCACCUCACAGUCAGCCCACCAAGUGGCAACUUUCGUCAGCUGCUCCUCAAAAGGUGUCGAACAGAGUAUGAACAAAGGGAUGAAGCUGUUCGAGGAGAGCCAGAGACUCAAAAGAAAUUCCACUCCUUUGUGCUCUUUCUGGGAGAGCUCUACCUGCACCUGGAGGUGAGAGGUUACACUCAUUUGUCUGGUGUGGUGAUGCUCCUGGUUGGUGCUCCAUGGAGUGAUUUCAUCAGAAACAAGAAGGGGGAUAUUUACAAGUGUCCAGUCACAGGGUUCAGAAACAGCUGCGACAAGCUCAAUCUUCAAGAUUCUGUCAGUAUUCCAGAUGUUAGAAACAUCAACGACAACAUGCGCCUGGGUUUGACUCUUACCCGGAUGCCCGUAGUCAAUGGUUUGAUGGUGUGUGGUCCUCUUUGGGGACAGCUAUGUGGCACUCAAGACUUCUACCCUGGAAUAUGUGCAAAAAUGACCCCCCUCUUUCAGCCUCAACCUGCUUUCUCUCCUGCCGUCCAGACAUGUGGAGGGCCUAUGGACAUUGUUAUUGUUUUGGACGGCUCCAACAGCAUUUAUCCUUGGGAACCAAUGACCGAUUUCCUCCAGAAACUAAUACCUGCGCUCGACAUUGGGCCCAAAACCACACAGGUCAGCGUCAUUCAGUAUGCCGUUCAAUUCAAAUUUGAAUUCAAACUGAAUGAGUUUGAAAGCAAAGAUGAGGUGAUGACUGCAGCAUCCAGAAUCACACAAAUGUAUGGUCAUUCUACCAAUACCUUCCAUGCGAUCGAAUUUGCCAGUCAGAAGGGUUUCAAUCCAAUCAAUGGUGGCCGACCCGGUGCUGCCAAGGUGAUGGUGGUUGUCACUGACGGAGAGUCGCAUGACGAGGCUGUCAGGGAUAGAGUCAUUGCAGAGUGUGAGAGACAAGGCAUCACCCGCUUUGGUAUCGCCGUCUUGGGUUAUUACAUUAGAAACAGCAUCAACACAGAAAACCUAAUAAAAGAAAUCAAAUCCAUUGCCAGUUUACCCACAGAGAAGUACUUCUUCAAUGUGUCCGAAGAGGCAGCUCUCUCCACCAUUGCUGGAACAUUGGGAGACCGCAUCUUCAACAUAGAGGGCACCGGAAAAGGGGGUGACAACUUCCAAAUGGAGAUGUCCCAGGUCGGAUUCAGCGCCCACUACUCCAGCCAACAGGAUGUAAUGAUGCUGGGAGCAGUCGGCGCAUACGCUUGGAGUGGGACUGUCGUCCAUCAAACGGGGUCAGAAGUCGACAUUCUCCCUUUCUCCGCCUUUGAGGGGACUCUUCAAGACAGAAACCACAGCUCAUUACUGGGUUACUCUGUCACCACGCUGAGCGAUGGGUCUACACUAUACUUUGUGGCCGGUGCACCUCGCUCCAACCACUCUGGACAAGUAAUCGUCUACACUGUCAACGCUCAGAAGCAAUCCGCUAUUAUAGAUUCUGAGAGAGGGAAACAGAUUGGGUCGUACUUUGGAAGCGUCUUGUGCUCCCUGGAUGUGGACAAAGACGGAGUGACAGACCUCCUGCUGGUUGGUGCCCCCAUGUUCAUGAGUGACCUGAAGAGAGAAGAAGGCAGGGUCUAUCUCUUCUCUGUCACCAAGGGUAUACUGAAUGAGCAGGGAUUCCUCAACGGUCCACCCGAAACUGAGAACGCACGUUUUGGGACGGCUAUCUCCGCCAUUCCUGACCUGGACCUCGAUGGUUACAAUGAUGUUGUAGUUGGAGCCCCACUAGAAGAUGAGCAAAAAGGCGUCAUUUACAUCUACAAUGGAGAGAAGAAGACGUUAAACAAAGAGUUCUCACAGAGAAUCCUUGGCUCCCAACUGGAUCCUCAAUUGCAGUAUUUUGGAAGGUCCCUAGAUAGCUACAAAGAUCUGAAUGGUGAUACACUCCCAGACAUCUCAAUUGGUGCCUAUGGCAAAGUGGUGCAGCUCUGGUCGAGAGGUGUGGCAUUAGUCACAACUAAAGCUUCUUUCAGCCCUAAUAAAAUCAACAUUUUCAACAAACCCUGUGACAUAAAUGGGCGCAAGCUUCCAUGUUUCAACACCAACCUCUGUUUCAGUGCUGAAUUCAGGCCUGUGAAUCCCGUUGGACCCAUUGAUAUAUCCUACACUUUGACUCUGGACGCUGACUUACAGGCUUCACGAGUGACGUCAAGAGGAAUGUUUACAAAAAACAAUGAACGCUUCCUCACAGAAAAGGCAAAAAUAUUAUCUACACCCCUGUGUCGAGACUACCAGGUUUAUGUUCAGGAGACACCAGACUUUGUCAAUUCCCUCAGUCUGAAAGUGGAAAUCCAGCAGGAGAAUGCAGAUGUGAAUCCCGUCCUUGAUAAAUUUUCUCCAAGCGCCUCACAGUUCUUUAUCCCCUUCACGAAAGACUGUGGCCCUGAUGACGUGUGUAUCAGUGAUCUGGUGCUGAGUGUGACGACAGACUCAAAGGCGUCCAGCUCAGCUCCCGUUCUGGUCAGCGCUAAUAACCGAGAACUGUCGUUUGAGGUUGUUGUGAAGAACAAAAAGGAGAACGCAUACAACACUCAGGUUUUGGCCAUGUACUCCAGCAACCUCUACUACUCCUCCGUCUUUCCUCCUACAGAUGGAGUCAAAUGCACCUCAACACAAACACAAACUGUCACUUGCCAAGUGGGAUAUCCAGUAUUAAAAAACGAUGAAGAGGUCAAAUUUCAGCUCAAUUUUGAAUACAGUCUUGAUCAGUUGCAAAACCGAGCUGAGGUGAAAUUUGAGGCCAAGAGUGAUGGUAAAGAGGAAAGACCCGCAGACAACAAUGUGGACAUAUCCAUACCUGUUCGAUACGAUACAGGGAUUGUUUUGUCCAGGCAGUCAAAUAUCAAUUUCUACGUGGCAAAUUCUACCAAUCAAGUAGUAACAAUGGUGAAAACUCUAGAUGACAUCGGCCCAGAGUUUAACUUUACAGUGAAGGUUUCAACAGGUAACUUCCCGGUCAGCCUCCUGUAUCUGACCAUUGCUCUGCCGAUGACCACUAAUGCUGGAAAUCCGCUCCUCUAUGUUACCAAAGUGGACCCUCAAGCAGGAGGUUCUGUCAGCUGUGAUUCCAGCAGCCUGGUGGAUCCGCUGAAGAUCGGUGUGAAGAGCCCCACAGUGUCUUUCUCUGAGGAGAGCCUGAGAGGCGUCGAGAAACUGGACUGCAAGAGUGCAAAAUGUGGGUAUAUAAAAUGCAUCCUCAAAGACACUGAAGUUAAGAGUGACUACAUUGUGAAAGUUAAAACAAGGAUCUGGAGUGGCACAUUUAUUUCGGCCACCUAUCAGACCAUCGAGCUGACCUCUGUGGUCGAUGUUGAGACCUCCAACCCCGAUCUGCUCGUUAUCGGCCACAAACAGCUGCCAGUGGUGGUGACAAUCAGUAAACCAGGAGAGAAAGGUGAUGUUCCAGUGGGAGUGAUUGUUGGCAGCGUCCUUGCCGGACUGCUGCUGCUGGCGCUGGCUGUUGCACUACUGUGGAAGUUUGGGUUUUUCAAAAGAAAGUACCAGCAGCUUCCGCGGGAGGCUGACGGAGACGGGCAGAGCCAUGCACAUGUUGACGAGGUGCUGUGAACUGAGGAGGAAACCUGCAGCUUUCUCUCUCCGCUGGAUUGUUUCCAGUGUGGAUACUGGUACUUCUCACUGGUUCUUGUCAAGUGCAAAUGGACUAUAGCUCAAUCACUGGAAAUUGGGCAUUUUAAAGUAAUGGAAGAUGUUCAGUUUGUGGAUAACUGGCAUUAGAUUCUCUGUCCAUUUUAUGGAUCACUAUUAGUCUUUUUUUUAUUUUACUCUGUGGAUUGUACAUUGACUAUUUGCUGAUAUGCACUGACUUUGAAUAGAUGUAAAAACUGUGUUUUUUUCCCCAACGUGACAGCACCAUGUGCAGUACUUUAUUUAGGCCUUAGAUGCCAUUAUCGAUUUGGAUGUAAAUGUUGCCUCCCUGACUUUUAAACUGUAAAGGCAUCUCAUUUCUGCAUUGGUCUGUGCAACGUGAUUGACAAAUAGCAGUUUCUGUUAGAAAGAUCUGGUAGUCAUUUGUCAAAACAUUGACCUUUUUAGCACACACACACACACACACACACACACACACACACACACACACACACACACACACACACACACACACACACACACACACACACACACUCACUCACUAUAGGUAGUCAGUCUGUAGCAUAAAAUGCCUUGAGAUCCACCUCUGGCACUCAGGACUUUUCUUGCAUUAAGACUAUUGAUAUCUGUAGUUUAAAUGCAAAAAGGAAACAAUAUUUAUCGUGGAAAGGGUGAAAUGUGCCAUUUCUCAGUUUCAUUGUGUUUGUACUGUAUAUACUGUAAAAUAAAAUUCUAAUCUUUCCUAUUGGGUUUUAUAUAUGAAAAGACUAGAAGCAAUAUGGGUACAUGGAAUAGCUGCUUCUGUUGAUGUUAUUGCUAUUGAAGCGUUUUGUGAUAUUGGGGAUGUUUUUGUUUUUUAAUGGCAAAAUUUGACAGAUGCAAAUAUUUGAGCAGCAUAUUGUUUAGGGGCUGCGGUUGAUCAUUAUUUUCAUAAUCGAAUAAUUUGCCGAUUAGUUUUGCAAUUAAUGGUUUUGCCUACUAAAUUUCAGAAAAUAGUUUCUUUUAUAAUUGCCUAUCAUAGUUUCCUGGGUUCCAAAGUGAUGUUAUAAAAUUAGUUUCCCUGUCCAACAUAUAGUCCCAAACCCAAAGAUAUUCACAUUACUGGAGUUUUUUGCGCAAACUAUCAGUCGAUUACCAAAAUAAUUGCAGAUUAAUUUUCCGUUGAUCAACUAACUGAUUAAUUGAAUAACUGUUUCGGCUCUACUUAUACUCUACAUACUGUUCAUUACAGAGGUGGUGCAUCUUUGUUUAUUUACUGAUUGCUAAAAACAGCAACUUAGUAAAUUUACUCCUUAAAUACACCUAAUAUGUACGUUUGUUUCUUACUGACAGUAGGAAGUUUGUGAUAUGUUUGAUCCAAGUUAAUCCUGCAGGAUCUAAAUGUGUAUUGGUACAGCUUUGCCACAAGAUGGCAGCAUGAUAUAGAUGACGUGUUGGGACUGUCCAAUAUUUCCUCAUUGCUCUGUUGAUGACUGGA